Messenger RNA from Aplosporella prunicola CBS 121167, 1059 nucleotides. RefSeq lists its product as uncharacterized. Bases 1 to 1059 code for a protein of 352 amino acids. Gene Ontology annotation, biological process: arachidonate metabolic process. NCBI's taxonomy places the organism in Eukaryota, Fungi, Ascomycota, Dothideomycetes, Botryosphaeriales, Aplosporellaceae. Gene Ontology annotation, cellular component: membrane. The transcript has 4 exons. The record is from RefSeq and is a predicted model, not a curated record.
AUGGGCGGUGAUCCAAAAUUGCUUGAAAAGGAAGGACUUUGUCUCUUGUCUCUCGAUGGUGGAGGAGUGCGAGGGUUGUCCUCGUUAUACACAUUGCGAUCAUUGAUGAAACGCCUGAAUAAGGAACGUGGUGCUCCCGUCAAACCCUGCGAUCUCUUCGAUCUAAUUGGUGGAACAAGCACUGGAGGGCUUAUCGCCAUCAUGCUCGGCCGACUCGAAAUGGAAGUCGAUGAAUGCAUCCAGUCGUACGUAGACUUGAUGGGGAAAGUCUUCCACAAAGGGCGGGUCUGGAACCCAUUUUCGAUAACUCUUGCUGGAAACAGAAGAGCUCGAUUCGAUUCACGAAAGCUUGAAGAAGCUAUCAGAGCAGUAAUUUUGAAGCAAAACAUCAAUCCAGAUGAGCCAUUCAAUGACGGUAAAGUCCGAGGAUGUAGAGUCUUUGUUUGUACUACAUCAAAACGAUAUACAAACACGGCCACCACAAUCUUGAGGAGCUACGAUCCUCCUGAAGAUGUGUUAACAUUCUACCCUACAAUAAUCGAAGCCGCCCUCGCGACGUCUGCAGCGCCAACCUUUUUUGACGAUGUGCAGAUUGGUGAGCGUGGCUUUGUUGAUGGUGGUUUGCAGCUGAACAACCCCGUGGCCAAAGUCGAGGAGGAAGCAUCUGAUAUUUGGUGCCCCAAAAAUGGGGAACUGAAACCCUUGGUGAAAUGCUUUGUUUCGAUUGGUACCGGAUACCCCAAGGAAGUCACUGUCCAAGACAGAACGCUACGUUUCCUAGCGGUGACAGCAGUGAGCCUUGCCAGCGAAACGGAAAUCACUGCCAAGGAAUUCAUCAAACGCUGGCGAGGCCACUAUGAUGAGAAUCGGUACUUUCGUUUCAAUGUCCAGCAUGGGCUUGACAAGAUUGGCCUUGAGGAGUACCAGAAGCGGGGAGCUGUCGAAGAGGCAGCGGAGAACUACUUGAGCCAGCAAGAGCUGAGAGGCAGCCUACGGAGAUGUGUUGCAAACCUGAAAGAGAAAGAGAGUGUGUGGAUCGACAACUGUGAUUAUGCAUAG